AUGUCUACUCCUACCAUUAAGCUGAACUCCGGCUUCGAGAUGCCCCUUGUGGGCUUUGGUCUCUGGAAGGUCAACAACGACACUUGCGCUGACCAGGUUUACAACGCCAUCAAGGCCGGUUACCGCCUCUUCGACGGUGCCUGCGACUACGGCAACGAGGUUGAGGUCGGCCAGGGUGUCGCUCGCGCCAUCAAGGACGGUCUCGUCAAGCGUGAGGACCUUUUCCUCGUCUCCAAGCUGUGGAACAGCUUCCACGACAAGGAGCAGGUCGAGCCCAUUGCCCGCAAGCAGCUCAAGGACCUGGGCAUUGACUACUUCGACCUGUACAUUGUCCACUUCCCCGUCGCCCUCGAGUAUGUGGCUCCCGAGGUCCGCUACCCUCCCGGCUGGACCAACGCCCAGGACAAGGUCAAGCUGUCCAACGCCACCAUUCAGGAGACCUGGACCGCCAUGGAGUCCCUCGUCGAGAAGAAGCUCGCCCGCAGCAUCGGUGUGAGCAACUUCAGCCCUCAGCUGCUGAUGGACCUCCUCCGCUACGCUCGCAUCCGCCCCGCCACUCUCCAGAUCGAGCACCACCCUUACCUCACCCAGAAGUCCCUGGUCAACUACGCCCAGAAGGAGGGCAUCGCCGUCACUGCCUACUCCUCCUUCGGUCCUCUCAGCUUCAUCGAGCUGGAGAUGCAGAACGCCAAGGACACCCCCAAGUUGUUCGAGCACUCCGCCAUCACCAGCAUUGCCUCCAAGCACAACCGUUCUCCCGCUCAGGUCCUCCUGCGCUGGGCCACUCAGCGUAACAUCGCUGUCAUCCCCAAGAGCAACGACCCUACCCGUUUGGCUCAGAACCUCCAGGUCACCGACUUUGACCUGGACCAGAGCGAGCUCGAGUCCAUCAGCGCUCUGAACCAGAACCUGCGCUUCAACGACCCCCAGAACUACGGCCUCGAUGUUACCAUCUUCUAA
Molecule: messenger RNA, 960 nt
Organism: Penicillium oxalicum
Lineage: Eukaryota; Fungi; Ascomycota; Eurotiomycetes; Eurotiales; Aspergillaceae
Exons: 3
Coding region: 1-960 (319 amino acids)
Biological process (GO): D-xylose catabolic process
Cellular component (GO): cytosol
Molecular function (GO): D-xylose reductase (NADPH) activity
Source: RefSeq, a predicted model, not a curated record